Molecule: messenger RNA, 738 nt
Organism: Neopsephotus bourkii (Bourke's parrot)
Lineage: Eukaryota; Metazoa; Chordata; Aves; Psittaciformes; Psittacidae
Gene: SMIM20
Product: small integral membrane protein 20
Exons: 3
Coding region: 11-181 (56 amino acids)
Biological process (GO): mitochondrial respiratory chain complex IV assembly
Cellular component (GO): mitochondrial inner membrane
Source: RefSeq, a predicted model, not a curated record
UCCGCCGGCGAUGGCGAGGUUGUACCGCACGGUUGGUAUCUUCGGUGGUUUCGUGGCCGUGGUGGCGGCAGCUUUUUACCCCAUCUACUUCCGGCCGCUGCUAAUGCCGGAGGAGUACAAGAAAGAACAGUCAGUAAACCGAGCUGGGGUUGUUCAAGAGGAUAUUCAGCCUGCAGCCUAGUUAUGAACUGCUGGUAUUCUCAUAUUUGAUUUGUAGGGUUAAAAGUGUGGUCUGAUCCAUUUGGAAGAAAGUAAUGUUGGCGGCUGGGUGUAUUGCAAGGCAAAACUGAAGAUGGACAUCUUCAGCCGUUUCUUCAUUCACUGAACUUUGUCUUUGGGUGUUGCUGGAGAAGAAUUCUGAAUAUGCUGUGUGAGCACAUGAGGAGCAACAAAGGCUACUGCUUGAAGUCCUAAGGGAUGAACUUAUGCUGGUUUUGACAGAGGAUACUGGGACGUAGUGCACAGACUGUAGAGAGCUGAAUGAUUCUUGAGAUUAGAAGUAAAAUAUUUGUUUCUUUGAGAAAAGGGAAGAGGAUUUUUUGUUAAUAUGUAGACUCUUGUAGAAUAAAUUAUGACUAGAAUAAGUCAUGCAGGCACUGCAGUUUCCUACCUAGUUUGAGAAUUAUUUUUUGUGGUUUUAUUAUGAAAACAUGAUAAAAGUAUAUACUGAGAGAGAUCAGUGCAGAAAAUAUAACAAGGUGACUGUACAUUUGUACAUUAAAAUUUCUUCCUUUUAAA